Messenger RNA from Truncatella angustata, 896 nucleotides. RefSeq lists its product as uncharacterized. The record is from RefSeq and is a predicted model, not a curated record. The transcript has a single exon. NCBI's taxonomy places the organism in Eukaryota, Fungi, Ascomycota, Sordariomycetes, Amphisphaeriales, Sporocadaceae. The coding region runs from base 211 to 486 and encodes 91 amino acids.
UCGAUACUUCUCUACCUCGCUCUCGGCACGAUGCUUGGCUUCUAGUAGAUCAUCUAACUGGUCCUCGAGUCUCUCCUGGUCUUCAAUGGCUCCAGCCAGCUUAUCCUCGAGCUCAACUUCACGCUGUUGUAGGCGCUUGAAGAUUUCUUCCUUGUCAAGGGCAAGUGCCCGUUCACUCUCGAGAGUCUGUUGAAUGCGCAUCAAUUCCGUAUGUGUGUUGCGCCGCUCAUCUUCCAGUCGCUGGCGGUUCUCGUUCUCCAAUCGCAUCUGUUCGUUCAAUUGUCUGAUUUGUUCAUCCCGACGCUUGACUUCUUGAGCUGUACGAGUAGCGCCCAGAAGUGGCUUCAUCUUAAUAAAAAGUUGCCACCAUGGAUUCUCACAAAGAUCGAGGUAAACAUUAAAGUUGCGUUGAAUAACGCGAGUCGCUUCGGCACGGUACAGUCUUUUGUAAGCAGAGCGGCGCUGGAUAUAACCUCGCGCCACUGACUGAAAACGAGACAUGAUCUCGGCAAUCAGCGCAUCGCGUUGCUCUUCCAAUUCAGCAAGCACACCGGCUCGGAAGAAAACCUUCGUGAGACCGACACGAUACAGCGCCUUGUCUAAUCCCAGCUUACCCAGGAUUAGACUUGCAGCAGCCUGACCCUCAACAUAACCUUUCGGCAUGUCCCGGCAGAGAACUUCGUAUCUCUGUCGGAAUUCAGAGAAUGGAAGUCUAUUGGGAAAACCUGUGCGAGCGAUUCGGAUACCCUCAAGCACACCGUUGCACCUGAGUUGAUCCAAGACUAGAAGAGCGCUGAACUGUUUCGGCCGUUUUUUGUGAUUUGGCAAGAUACAUCGUACGAAAUGUGGGUGAGUUGAGUGUAACUGGACCAUUAAGCUAGACAGCUGUUCCUUGU